CGGGGCAGAGCGGUGCGGUGGAGAUGAGCUGCAGCCAGGCCGUAGAAGUUGGUUAGCCACAGAAUGUUUUAGUUACGAUUCUUACUUGGCUGAAUUCACGUGAAGAAGGAUAGAAACAAGCUUGUCUCAAGGCAGUGCUUAAAAAAAAUCCUAUUAACGACGUGGGACCCCUUACACUACUUCGGAGGGGCCAGCAAGAAGGAUUUAAGACUGUACUUGGCAUCAUUGUGAAGCUGGUGGUUGUUUUAAAUAUUUGCAUUCCCAAGGAAUAGCAAACAAAGAGUGCGGGGAAGGAGCAGCUGGGUUCUAUGCAGGGUGUUCUGAACUGAGUGCUAAGUGAUGUGGCCUAAUCUUUGUCCCCUGCUGGGCAGCUGGGUUGUUUACUAGUCAUUAAGUAAAAGUUUUUUUUUUUUUUUAAUCAUUUUUUUCUUUGGCAUUAGAAUAUAGAGUGAAAUAACACGACCCUGGUUUUCACCUGGGGCACCCUCUGUGAGCAGAUUUGCAGCUGGUCUGUAGGCAUCCCUGUUGUGGAUUGUCCCGGGGAACUGAGGCAAAAAUUGUAACAUGACCAAGAUAAUAUAAAGCAGGAACUAAAGCUAGCCUUGACAAAUUUGAGUGGCUUUCUAGUAUCAGCUGUUUGGUUUAGUUUGUUUUUUUUUUUUUUUUUUGGUAGCUUACUGAAUGAGUAUUUAUAAAUGUCAUGGUAAUGACUAAAUUUUAAAUUAUUUUAGAUGCAUACUUUUUGCAAUGUAUUUUGUUAAGACUACCUUCAUGAAUUGUAUGUGUAAAGAGCUUAUGAUAAUGUUCUUAUUGUACAUUUAAACUAAAACUAAUCCUAGCUGAGCUGUAAGAUAGAAAAAUGAUUGACAGACACUACAUGUAAAAACUUAUUGCAUUGAGAUGUUAUGUGGCAUCUCUAUAACUGAAAGCAACAGGGCAGUUCAUUUUUUGUUCAUUUUCAAGUUCACUUGUUCAUUUUUUGUGUGUGCAGCAACAGUAUCAAAGUGCUUUGUUUUGGGCAGACAAAGUAGCUUCACUCUCUCAUGGACCCUCAGGAUGUCUAUUGGUUGGCUCAGUGUCUUUAUCUGACAGCACAGUAUCACAGAGCAGCCCAUGCACUUCGGUCACGAAAACUGGACAAAUUGUAUGAAGCAUGUCGUUACCUUGCAGCCAGAUGUCAUUAUGCUGCAAAAGAGUAUCAGCAGGCUCUUGAUAUUCUUGAUAUGGAGGAACCAAUCAACAAAAGAUUAUUUGAAAAAAACCUGAAGGAUGAAAGCGGCUUGAAAGACUCCUCCAGUGACUGGGAAAUGUCACAGUCCUCAAUAAAGAGUUCUAUUUGUCUUCUACGAGGAAAAAUCUAUGAUGCUUUAGAUAAUCGGACCCUAGCUACCUACAGUUAUAAAGAAGCGUUGAAGCUUGAUGUCUACUGUUUUGAAGCAUUCGAUCUUUUAACAUCACACCACAUGUUGACAGCACAAGAAGAAAAAGAACUUCUUGAGUCACUACCUCUUAGCAAACUGUGUCCUGAAGAACAGGAAUUACUACGUUUUCUGUUUGAGAACAAAUUAAAAAAGUAUAACAAGCCUAGUGAAACUGUCAUCCCUGAGUCUGUAGAUGGCUUGCAAGAGAAUCUAGAUGUGGUAGUGUCUUUAGCUGAGAGACAUUAUUAUAACUGUGAUUUUAAGAUGUGCUACAAGCUUACGUCUGCAGUAAUGGAAAAAGAUCCUUUCCAUGCAAAUUGUUUACCUGUACAUAUAGGAACACUUGUGGAGCUGAACAAAGCAAAUGAGCUUUUCUAUCUUUCUCACAAACUGGUGGAUUUAUAUCCUAGUAAUCCUGUGUCUUGGUUUGCAGUGGGAUGUUACUAUCUCAUGGUUGGUCAUAAAAAUGAACAUGCCAGAAGAUAUCUCAGCAAAGCGACAACGCUGGAGAAGACCUAUGGGCCUGCGUGGAUAGCCUAUGGGCAUUCGUUUGCUGUUGAAAGUGAGCAUGACCAGGCCAUGGCGGCCUACUUUACAGCAGCACAACUAAUGAAAGGGUGUCAUCUGCCAAUGCUGUAUAUUGGAUUAGAAUAUGGGUUGACCAAUAACUCAAAACUAGCUGAAAGAUUCUUUGGCCAAGCUCUGAGCAUUGCACCAGAAGACCCUUUUGUAAUCCAUGAGGUUGGUGUGGUUGCCUUUCAGAAUGGAGAAUGGAAAACAGCAGAAAAAUGGUUUCUUGAUGCUUUGGAAAAAAUAAAAGCAAUUGGGAAUGAGGUGACAGUUGACAAGUGGGAACCAUUGUUGAACAACUUGGGCCAUGUCUGCAGAAAACUUAAAAAAUAUGCAGAGGCAUUGGAUUACCACCGGCAAGCAUUGGUAUUAAUUCCUCAGAAUGCAUCCACCUAUUCUGCUAUCGGAUAUAUCCAUAGCCUGAUGGGCAAUUUUGAAAAUGCUGUGGACUAUUUUCACACUGCCCUUGGUCUUAGGAGAGAUGACACAUUUUCUGUUACAAUGCUUGGUCAUUGCAUUGAAAUGUACAUUGGUGAUUCUGAAGCUUAUAUUGGAGCAGAUAUUAAAGACAAAUUAAAAUGUUAUGACUUUGAUGUGCAUACAAUGAAGACACUAAAAAACAUUAUUUCACCUCCGUGGGAUUUCAGGGAAUUUGAAGUAGAAAAACAGACUGCAGAAGAAACAGGACUUGUACCAUUGGAAAACUCCAGGAAAACUUCAGAUUCCAGGCCUUCCUCAGAAGAAACCUUUGAAAUUGAAAUGAAUGAAAGUGACAUGAUGUUAGAGACAUCUAUGUCAGACCAUAGCACGUGACUACAGACAGUGGUCCUGGGCCAGUCUGUGCUGGUGUAGGACCAGAGGCUGCCUUGAGUGACUGGAUAGCACACCUUGCAGCAGAUGUUCUGAGUAUCUCAACUACAAAAUAGUUAUACCUAUUGGAAUAAAAAAGGUAAACCAUC
Cavia porcellus (domestic guinea pig) is the source of this 2950-nucleotide messenger RNA. It is a transcript of the gene Cdc16, whose product is annotated as cell division cycle 16. Gene Ontology annotation, molecular function: protein binding. Lineage: Eukaryota; Metazoa; Chordata; Mammalia; Rodentia; Caviidae. The record is from RefSeq and is a predicted model, not a curated record. Gene Ontology annotation, cellular component: cytoplasm; anaphase-promoting complex. Bases 1044 to 2804 code for a protein of 586 amino acids. The transcript is spliced from 18 exons. Gene Ontology annotation, biological process: cell division; positive regulation of mitotic metaphase/anaphase transition; anaphase-promoting complex-dependent catabolic process.